CUAUCAAGACCUGCGGGCAAGUCCUAAAAGUAGCUUUGAUACGUCCUGGGAGAUAUUUAUGUUUUUUUCCCCUCUUUUUUUCUGAUGAAGACUACUUGGCCUGAGAUGCGUUACAACAGGAGGUAACAGUAUGACUCACGCGCGCGGGAACGAAUAAAACGGUGGAGUCGCGCGCUGAAUCUCAACAAAUCACACGUGUCCUCUCCAAAGGUCACCGCGGAUGGGAUUUAGGCGGCUGUUAUUUGCGCCAAGCUUUGAAAGGAGUGAGGACACAUCUGAGUUGACCUGGCUGUCUUUUGAUUUUGGAUAUUUUGGUGUUUCCCAAUCACUGGAUUUGCUUCACAAGUGAAUGUGAUUGUUCAGCCGAGGUGCAAUCAGAGCCGUGACAGCGCGCUUUGGUUCUUGGUCUUCAGCUCCUGUCUCUCUAGAGCGAUGGCGGCGCCGACGGCUCCUUCCUCCUCCUCCUCCUGCGGCGGCGAGCCCAACCCCAACAUGACAAAUUUACGGCCACCUGCGUCAAGCUAUGACUGGAGUGGAGUAGCACACGGGUGUACUAGAAAGCUCGGGAUGAAGAUAUGUGGAUUUUUGCAGAAGAACAAUAAUCUUGAUGAAAAGAGUCGGAUUGUGGCUUCUCUGAACGAACAAUCACCACAGAAGCUCGGUUUACAGGACUCACACUUCCGGCGUACUGAGACAGACUUCAGCAACUUGUAUGCAAGGGAUUUACUGCCUGCCAAGAACGGUGAAGAGCCUACAAUCCAGUUCCUCCUAGACGUGGUGGAAAUCCUCACCAACUAUGUGCGGAAGACAUUUGACAGAUCCACAAAAGUGCUGGACUUCCACCAUCCACACCAGCUCCUAGAGGGUAUAGAAGGGUUUAACUUGGAGCUCUCAGACCAGCCUGAGAGCCUGGAGCAGAUCCUAGUAGACUGCAGAGACACACUAAAAUAUGGCGUUAGGACAGGUCACCCCAGGUUUUUUAACCAGCUGUCUACUGGGCUGGACAUCAUUGGCUUGGCCGGGGAAUGGCUCACCUCAACUGCAAAUACUAAUAUGUUCACAUAUGAAAUUGCUCCAGUAUUUGUGUUGAUGGAACAGCUGACUUUGAAAAAAAUGAGAGAGAUUGUAGGCUGGUCAAAUGGAGAAGGAGAUGGAAUAUUCUCUCCAGGAGGAGCUAUCUCCAACAUGUACAGUGUAAUGAUUGCUCGCUAUAAGCACUUUCCUGAGGUGAAGACUAAAGGCAUGACUGCAGCCCCCAGGCUUGUGCUGUUCACAUCUGAGCAUAGUCAUUACUCUAUAAAGAAAGCGAGUGCAGUUCUUGGCUUUGGGACAGAGAAUCUGAUUCUGCUGAGUACUGAUGAGAGAGGUAGAGUCAUUCCUGCUGAUCUGGAGGCCAAGGUCAUUGAUGCUAAACGUAAGGGCUACGUUCCAUUUUUUGUGAGUGCCACAGCUGGUACUACAGUUUACGGUGCUUUCGAUCCCAUCAGCGAGAUUGCAGAUAUCUGUGAGAAGUAUAACAUGUGGCUGCAUGUGGAUGGAGCAUGGGGAGGUGGACUGUUGAUGUCCAGAAAGCACAGACACAAACUUAAUGGUAUUGAGAGAGCAAAUUCUGUCACCUGGAAUCCUCACAAGAUGAUGGGCGUUCCACUACAGUGCUCUGCCAUUCUGGUCAGAGAGAAGGGACUUUUGCAGGGCUGCAACUCUAUGUGUGCUGGCUAUCUUUUCCAACCUGAUAAACAGUAUGAUGUUUCCUACGAUACUGGAGACAAGGCCAUACAGUGUGGCCGGCACGUGGACAUCUUCAAGUUCUGGCUAAUGUGGAAAGCAAAGGGUACCAUUGGAUUUGAAAAGCAUAUAGACCGGUGUCUGGACCUCUCGGAGUAUCUCUAUACUAAGAUCAAAAACAGAGAAGGCUAUGAGUUGGUGUUCCAGGGGCAGCCUCAGCAUACUAAUGUGUGCUUCUGGUACAUUCCACCGAGCCUGCGUGGCAUGCCAGAUGAAGAGGAGAAGAGGCAGAGGCUCCAUAAGGUGGCUCCUAAAAUCAAGGCUAUGAUGAUGGAAUGUGGUUCAACAAUGGUUGGGUACCAGCCGCAAGGUGACAAAGUCAAUUUUUUCCGGAUGGUAAUUUCCAAUGCUGCCGCCACCAGGUCAGAUAUCGAUUUCCUGAUUGAUGAAAUUGAAAGACUGGGCCAGGAUUUAUAAAAGGUGCAAUGAUAUUUUAGCUGCUCCAUGUUCAUUUAAUAACAAAAUACAUCUCUGUACAAUACCGAAUAAUGUCACAAAGCAUUAUAGUUGUAAUACCAAAACAGUUGUGGCAUGGGGUUACAGUGUUGCCAUCCCUCUAAUUAUUUUUAUUCAACCACAUUGGAGUCAUGUGCCAUAUACUAAAAGUAUUUUGGGAUCAGAAUAUUAAAAAACUUGAUCGUUGUGAAGAAUUAAUUGCUUAAUGUUGAAUCAUACGAAGGUCACAAUUUCAUAACUGAUUUGUUAUAACAGUAAAAAUUAUGGCAGUUCUGAGGUUUUAAGUGAACGCUACAUUGACACUAAAUGAAAGUUUUUAUAAGUGUUAUUUAUAAGUGUUCCUAAAAGAGAAGAUAUCAUCAUCUGCAAAUUUCCAAAAUCUUUCAGUGGCAUGUGCUUAUUCACAAUGUUCUUCACACAACCUCUUCAUUCCCUCCUUAUUGUAUCUAUCAGUUAGGUAAACUGUGUGUAAUGAUGUUAUAUAAUCAACUGUUGCACAUUAAUUUCAGAUAUAGAUUUCAAGAAUUCAAUUAAUCAAAAAUCUAAUAAUUGUUGGUACAUAGUGUUGUCAAUGUGACUGAAUUUCAGUGUAUAUUUAAGCUAUUCUGUAGCACAAAUUAAAGGGACAUAAUGCAGCCAACACUAUCCUAAUAGGCACAAUAAUUGAUAUGUUUACUUGGAUCUUAAGUACUUUAUGUAGAUUGUGUACAUUAUAGUUAUAUGGCCUUUGUGAUUAAUGUCUUACAUGGAACUAUGUAAUGCAUUACAAUACAUAGUUUUACUUUGACACGUUUAAAUAGAUUCAAAUUGAAAAAAGAAUUAUUUUCUAAAGAUUUUAUUUAUAUGAAAAGAUGUCUUUGUGUGCAUUUGUAGGGUACCAUUAUUUGUAUUCGAGCGAAUCUUAACCUUAGUGUUUUAAAAUGUUUUAGAAAUAUUAGCAUAAUCAUUAACCAAAGACCUAGAAGGAAGUGAUUUUCAUUUAUCAAUCAAUUUUAUCUGUACUAAACAAUGACCUAGGUUAAUUGAUCGGUGUGUCACAUAAAGUUAACAUGAGCACAUACAUUGUAACUUUACUGCAAUCAAUGUGGUGUAGCUGUGAUUACUAUACUUAUGGUUAUAAGUACAUAAUGAAUGUUCUAAGUAAAUUGUCUAGUUCUAGUCAAGUGAAAUGGAAAUCAGUAAAGAGCAGUGCAUUCUAGCUAAAAUUGCUAGUACUUAGUAAGGGAAGCACAACAAAAUUGUAUCCCUUAAAAUACAUGUACAGUGUUAUGUACUUUACGCAUAUUAUGCAAGAUUUUUACUGACAUCUUAGUAAGCACAGGACUAUUUGUCCAGUCAUAGAUCAAGCCAGUUUUAGCGUUAGUGGUGAUUAUCAAAUGUGGUUUGUUUGUUUGUUUGUUUGUUUGUUUGUUUGUUUGUUUGUUUGUUUGUUUGUUUGUUUUUUAUUCAAAUGUUGAAUCUAAUGAAUCAAUGUUGCUGGGACUGGGCUUAGUCUGUGUUCGGAAAAAAAAGAGCCGAAGGGUUCAAUUCCUAGAGGUAGGCAAAGGUCAUGCUUACAUUUCUUGCUCCAGGUAUUUAAUGUGUGUAUGAGGUAAGAUUAUGCAUUAACAGUCAGUGUUUUUGCAGACAAAAUGCUGGGUUAAGACAGGCACUUUAAACUACAUUCACACUAAGUGAACUUGUGCAGAACUGAUGUUUAAAUACUGCAAAUAAAACACUUGAAACCAA
Molecule: messenger RNA, 3969 nt
Organism: Clarias gariepinus (North African catfish)
Lineage: Eukaryota; Metazoa; Chordata; Actinopteri; Siluriformes; Clariidae
Gene: gad1a
Product: glutamate decarboxylase 1a
Exons: 17
Coding region: 433-2202 (589 amino acids)
Biological process (GO): GABA biosynthetic process
Cellular component (GO): presynaptic active zone; cytoplasm
Molecular function (GO): glutamate decarboxylase activity; pyridoxal phosphate binding
Source: RefSeq, a predicted model, not a curated record